This is a messenger RNA of Prunus armeniaca (apricot), 1611 nucleotides long. The record is from the annotation of a GenBank genome assembly. NCBI's taxonomy places the organism in Eukaryota, Viridiplantae, Streptophyta, Magnoliopsida, Rosales, Rosaceae.
AUGGCGGAGCAGUACUUGCUUGGAUGGAUCUUGGCCUCUGUUCUGGGCCUCGUGGCGCUGUACAGAACGCUGGUGAAGAGGAACGACGAUCGUCGCAGCGCUUUGGUGGAGAAGAGAAGCGAGUGCGUGAAGAGCGUCAUGGUCUCGAAUGGAGAAUGCAGAUCUACUGACGGCGAUGUCGACGUUAUAAUCGUCGGAGCAGGCGUCGCCGGCGCCGCUCUGGCUCACACUCUCGGCAAGGAUGGACGUCGAGUUCAUGUGAUUGAACGAGACUUGCAAGAGCCAGACCGAAUUGUUGGUGAACUACUACAACCUGGAGGCUACCUGAAAUUAAUUGAGCUGGGACUAGAAGAUUGUGUGGAGGAAAUUGAUGCUCAGCGGGUGUUUGGCUAUGCCCUUUUCAAGGACGGGAAAAAUACCAGACUCUCUUACCCCUUGGAGAAAUUUCACUCAGAUGUGUCUGGAAGGAGCUUCCACAAUGGCCGUUUCAUACAGAGGAUGCGGGAGAAGGCUGCAACUCUUCCCAACGUGCAAUUGGAGCAAGGAACAGUUACUUCUCUGCUUGAAGAAAAGGGAACAAUUAAAGGUGUGCAAUACAAGAAUAAGACUGGCCAAGAGAUGACAGCAUAUGCACCUCUUACUAUUGUUUGUGAUGGCUGUUUCUCCAACUUGCGUCGCUCUCUUUGUGAUCCUAAGGUUGAUGUGCCUUCUUGUUUUGUUGGGUUAAUCCUGGAGAAUUGCGAUCUUCCGCAUGCAAAUCACGGACAUGUUAUAUUAGCAGACCCUUCUCCUAUUUUGUUCUAUCAAAUCAGUAGUACAGAGGUUCGCUGUCUGGUUGAUGUACCUGGACAAAAAGUUCCUUCCAUUUCAAAUGGUGAAAUGGCAAAGUAUUUGAAGGCUGUGGUGGCUCCUCAGAUUCCCCCUCAACUUUAUGAUGCCUUCAUAGCUGCAGUUGACAAGGGUACCAUAAGGACAAUGCCCAACAGAAGCAUGCCAGCCGCUCCCUAUCCUACUCCUGGAGCACUAUUGAUGGGAGAUGCAUUCAACAUGCGCCACCCUCUAACAGGGGGAGGAAUGACCGUGGCAUUGUCUGAUAUCGUUGUGCUGCAGAAUCUUCUCAGGCCUUUGACCAACCUAAAUGAUGCAUCCACACUGUCGAAAUAUCUUGAAUCGUUUUACACUCUGCGCAAGCCAGUGGCAUCCACUAUAAAUACAUUAGCAGGGGCCCUUUACAAGGUCUUUUCUUCUUCUCCUGAUCAAGCGAGAAAGGAAAUGCGCCAGGCUUGCUUCGAUUACCUAAGUCUCGGAGGUGUAUUCUCUAAUGGACCAGUAUCUCUACUCUCGGGACUCAACCCUCGCCCGUUGAGUUUGGUUCUCCAUUUCUUCGCUGUUGCAGUAUACGGUGUUGGUCGGCUGUUGCUGCCAUUUCCAUCGCCUAAACGCGCCUGGAUUGGAGCCAGAUUAAUUUCCAGUGCCUCGGGAAUCAUAUUCCCCAUAAUUAAGGCCGAAGGAGUUAGACAAAUGUUUUUUCCUGCUACUGUUCCAGCAUAUUACAGAGCACCUGUCUCAAGUGAGAAGCAAAUGAAAAAGACUGAAGAUAGCAUAAAUUGA